AUGCCAAGACCACCUAGGGCCAUUCAACGCAAUGUUUUACGCGAAACUCAAAAUAAUAACACAACAACCACCAUCAGUAGUAGUUUCCUGAAGUCAAAUAAUACCACUGGUAGUAAUAAUAAAGACGAAAUUAACAGUGAUAGCAUUCUUGAAGAAUUCAAAUUAGCCCGUAAUAAAAAAGCAGCACAAAUUGGUAGUAAAAAGGCGGAUAAAGAAUACGACGAAUAUUUGGCGCAUGCUAUUGCUGCAGCCGAACACAAUACUACUGUAUUGUCAACGUCAUCGCUGACUGUGCUCGAAGGAAGCUACAGUAUGAGUCAGGAUGGCGCGUCAAGCUCGAAACAAAUUGAACAAAUACCGAAAUUCGAGUUAAUUCAAGAGUAUUUAAACAAGACAGAAUUUUCCAGAGGGAAGCAAAAUAACAAUAACAACAAUACAGAACCAAAGAAUAGUCGAAAAAGAAAGAAUACCCUUAAUAUUCCAAUUUCAGAUCGUUUACCACCUCGUCGUCGUAAAAAAAUCAUUACUGUUGUUGAAUAUGAUGAGAGUGAUAAUAAAGAAGACGACGAACAUAUGAAUAAUAUUCAAAAAGAGGUAUUAAGACACGAACGUGAACAAAGGUUACGUUAUUUCCAAGAGGUGGAUAAUUAUGUUUUGCCAGUUGAAUAUGUGGAAAUCAUUCAUGACGAAAAAGAACAGCAAGAACAACCGCCCAUCGCGUCUGGUAGCAAUUCUUAA
Ambispora gerdemannii is the source of this 738-nucleotide messenger RNA. The record is from the annotation of a GenBank genome assembly. NCBI's taxonomy places the organism in Eukaryota, Fungi, Glomeromycota, Glomeromycetes, Archaeosporales, Ambisporaceae.